AAUUCCCUCUUGCUCCAAACCGAACUUUGUUCCUGUAAUAACUGGCAGCUGAUGUAACGAUAAGAGAAUGAAGUCUAUAAAAAUCUAGCUGAAAGCCUGGGAAGUUCUCACUAGAGUUCUUCCUGCCUCCUCCGCCCACGGCUGGUCGAAGUGACAACUCACGCUGGGAAGAUGCACUGGUGGAAAAUGAUGGCAGUCCUUUUGCUCUGCUCACUGCUGCUCAGCCAGGCACACGGUGCAUCCCUGCCCCAGACCCGGGUGCCACGGCAGCGGCGGAUGACGCCCUUCUGGAGAGGAGUGUCCCUGAGACCCAUCGGAGCCUCCUGCAGGGACAACAGCGAGUGCAUCACCAUGCUCUGCAGGAAGAACCGCUGCCUCCUCUCCACGGCCUCGGCAUGAGCUCAUGAUGACAACACCCCUCACUGUUACUGCUGACGAUGCUCCACACACUUGGGACAUAUUUAUUGACUGCUCAGGAGCUGGACAGUGAUUCAAGCAAUCAAAUAUAAACCAUAUUUAAUACUUCUGUCACAUGUGCUGAUAAAAGGACUUCAAGAGCUCAAGACCAUCUCCUGCCGUGGCUGCGCUCUGUGCCUCAGGAUGCCUCUGGCCAAGCUCAAUAAAAGGGCUCUGCCUCUCCUGCUCGUUUGGGUUUUUUGUAACGGUUCAUAUUAUUUAUUUGAAGGUGUGAAUUAAAUUAUAUAUUCAGCAAACCACCUUGGUUUUCCUUGUAUCCUGUGAGCAGAGUGGACGGUGAGUGCAGAGCUGGUGCUCAAAUCCAGCUGGACCUUUAUCCUUCCACCUGGCAGGAGCGUAAAGUAGAUCAGGCUCCAUCUCCUCAGUCUGACAGAUGAACUCUUAUCAGUGCUCAGAUAAAGGCCUGUUAGAAAGAGGGAGCCAAACUGAUAAUACUGAUACCAAUUUCAAUAUCCCAAAUAUAUCCAGUGAUAACUGGAAGGAAAACUAUUUACUUUUAAUUAUUUCUAAUCAAAUUUACUUAAAUACAUGUCCUAGACUGACUUUUGCCACUGACCUUACCUCCUAUUUUAAAAUAAAUUGAUCAAAA
Messenger RNA from Chiroxiphia lanceolata (lance-tailed manakin), 1066 nucleotides. It is a transcript of the gene LEAP2, whose product is annotated as liver enriched antimicrobial peptide 2. The transcript has 3 exons. NCBI's taxonomy places the organism in Eukaryota, Metazoa, Chordata, Aves, Passeriformes, Pipridae. The coding region runs from base 172 to 399 and encodes 75 amino acids. Gene Ontology annotation, biological process: antimicrobial humoral immune response mediated by antimicrobial peptide; defense response to bacterium. The record is from RefSeq and is a predicted model, not a curated record.